AUGAAAAGAAGGAACAGAGAAGGCGUCUUUAAUAAUGCUAUUUACUCUAAAAUUGUAAGAGCUGCUGAAGAAACUGAUGUUUUGUUGGGAGUCGAAGAAGACCUGGAUUUUAUCACGAAGAGGAAUCCUUACGACAACAGCAAAGUCUGGAACAAUGCUCCGGGCUCGGCUUCUGAUGUUUCAAUAGCUCCAUUGCCUCCGAUAAGGCAACCUGGUCGAGGAUUGGGAAAUCUGAGGCAACACGGAGAUUUGUAGGUAUUUUUUAUUAUUUUGUAUUUAGAUAACACGAUCUGUUUCAAAUGAGGAGACAUGUUAUAUUUUGUAUUUAAGUGUUUUUUAGCUGUGUUGCCAAAACAAUCAAACCUCACGAGAAGAGGGCUGCAGUUAUUGUUAGUGACGAUGAAUUGGAAGAAUCUCCAAUGAGAAUCAUCAGGGAAUCUGGCAGUAAAUACAAGUGCGAUAUCACAGAUGACUCUGUGAUUGCUGGAAAUCUCUCAGUGCGCAGUUAUAAGCAGAAGAAGGAGGACACGAUAUUUAAGAAGCCGUACGUGCCAGAGAAGAAACACAGAAAUCGUUUUAAUGAGAAGGAUAAGGGCGACUCGAUCUUCAAUCCUCUUGUGGAGAAAUCUGAUUCUGACUUGAGGCAAAAGCUAAAAUCAGUGAUAACGACUAAAAACAGUAACGUGGACAACAUAUCUGUUGACGAGAUUGCUGCUCAGGUCUCUGAGUAUGUUCCCAAGUUACCGUUGAGGGUGGGACAUACGAUGUGUUACUCAGGAGUGGUUUCUGAGAUGUGCAAGAAGAGUUUGGAUGGAGAUAACAUGUCUUCUCAUGGAUCAAAAGAGCGCAUCAACACCUUGAACGAGGUAUGUGUUGUGUAUUUUCUUGUUGGGUGUCAAGAUAGUGUGUUUGUAUACUUAAAUUAUGAUUAUAUUUUUAUUUGUUGGUUUUUAGACGAUGUUUCGCGCUGCUAAAGCUUUUUCUGAGUAUAUGAAGAAGACCGACACAGUUUGCACCAAUGCUACUAUGAACUUUGAGAGUCCUUUAGUAUACACGUCUCCGAAGUCAACUCAAAGCCUCAAAAUGAAUUCAGUGAGCAUGUUGUCGCAAGGUAGGUAUCAUAAAUGAAGAGUUGCUUUAAUUUUUUUAUGGCUUUGAUUACAUUUUAGCUUCUAAUACAAUGAACUUUGAGAAGUCAUUUCGCUUUGCGAUGGAUUCUCAACCGGAAGAAAUUGGCAAAGCAUCGACUUCAAGCAGCUCUUCUUCACCGUCUACUCCAACAUCUUUUGA
Bursaphelenchus okinawaensis is the source of this 1290-nucleotide messenger RNA. Lineage: Eukaryota; Metazoa; Nematoda; Chromadorea; Rhabditida; Aphelenchoididae. The record is from the annotation of a GenBank genome assembly.